CACGACUACGCACGCAUCUGUGCACUGGCAACAGUGCACAUAUCGGUACAAACACAGCUGCGUAUGCAUCUGUACAAUCACAAUUUCGGAAAUACCAGUACAAACAACUCUGCACAUACGUCUGUAUACCCAUGCCAGGGAGAUGCGGGCCUCAUGACCGACGGCAACAAACACCAAUCGGACUUUGUGUGCAAAUUUUAUGACUCUGAAGAAGGUCUCUCGACAAAUACCCGGUGGAUCUACGGGCAGAACCCAACAACCCCGGCUGAUGAAACGCGGUUUUACGCAAGUUCGACGUACAAACAAUGGGGAGAUGUCAUAGAAAAUCUUCCGUGCUACAUUAACACGUAUAGGUAUAAACGACAACAUUGCUGAG
Molecule: messenger RNA, 376 nt
Organism: Sphaeroforma arctica JP610
Lineage: Eukaryota; Ichthyosporea; Ichthyophonida
Exons: 1
Source: RefSeq, a predicted model, not a curated record